GCGACUUGCUGCGCUUUCGCAAUAUUUUUUCUUCGGCGCAGCUACAGUCGGUACUCAUUUUGUGCAAUCAGCAAUAGAAAUCCCGUGUCGUCAACUAUUUUGCCAAAACGGGUGUUUCAUCUGUGGACGGUGAUAGCGAGUGUUGUUUCUCCGUGUCAGCGCUCUCGGCUCGUCUGUUCACUCGGCAAUUUCAGUGAGUGAUGUUUAUCCGUAGCGAAUUCUAUGUAGACAGCUGUAGUACCACGUAGCUAAAUACAUCUACCGUAUAAUUCUAAUAGACGUGUCGCUCCAUUUCAGUGUUGGGAGCACAAUGGACAAACCCAGCAGCAACAGCAGUAGCAGCAAGACCAGCUUUCGGCGCUCACGGAAGAGCCAGAGAGUAUCUAGGUCACCGGGCACGUCCCGUGCACCCUGGAACGAUGUUGUAGCUGGUGUUGAACUCGAGAGGAAGAUGGAAGAGGAGAGAAUGAACCGCACACGUUCUCUGCUGGAGUCCAUCAACCAUGCUGCAGCGUCGGCCGUAUUACCCGAUAAACAGGUCUCAGACAGAGAGAGGGCAGCUAUCACCUGCCAAAAGUACGCAAGAGCAAAGCUGGCAAGAAAGGAGUUUGCUGCCCGCCUCUACGUGAGAUUCAUGGAGGAAGAAAAGGAGAGAGAGGAGAAGCAGCGACGACAAGUGGAAGAGGGAGAAGUGCUUUUAACCCUGAGAAGAAUGGAAACAGAGGUAGGAGAUGCCAAGACUGUGAAUGCUAACACACAGCGACGGAGAAACGAUGCUGCCACCCGCAUUCAACGAUGGUGGCGUAGACAACACAGCUAUGACUACAUGGAUGAUUACAGUGACCUUGAAGGCAUUCGUCUCAACCCGUUCACGUCCAUCAUCCCCGUAACAACGGUCUCGGCGUUCAGUUCGACUGCGCAGCACGCCCACGCUGACGAGCCACCAGCGCCUGGCAGUGCAGCGGCAACUGUGGCACGAAUCCACGAAGAGUACGCUCAGGACGACUGGGAUCUGACACCGGUCAGGGAUGUGGAUUCACUGGCCAUUGCUCAGUUAGAGGCACAGCUCCAGGCCAUGACUGAAAUGGAGGAAAAGAUCACGGCACGCAUUCCGGAAAUUUCUGACGACGAAGCCAGCAGUGAUGAAUACGAUGAUGACUGUCAUGAUGACGAUGAGGAGGGAGAUACAGAGAACACUCCCAAUGACUAUAAUGAUGAUGAUGAUCAGAAUGAUGAAGCCAGUGACGAUGAGGACAUAGAGGAUGAUGAGCGUGGCACUUUGGCAUCAGCAGCGAAACAAACUGAAGGAAGGCAACACUCUGCUCUUCAUUACCAUCCUCGUUCAUUCAGCCAGAAGAGUAUGAGCAUUGGAGACAUUCAUAAUGCUUCAUUUAGGAGCAUGGCGCACACGGCUACUGCUGCAAUUGCUUCCCCAGCAGACGCAAACUUGGAUUCUUCCCAGGCUCAUUGGCAGUCAGCCGGCAAUUUGUAUCACAUUUGCUACGAUUCCGGUGAAUUGCGUCAUCAUCACAAUCCUGACGAGUAUGGUCGCUCAGGCUCGACGGAGAGCGCUGGGUCACUUUCCAGCCGCAAGUCACCGGAUGGCUGCAGCAGUGGCCAGCCUACUCCAGUACACGAGACCAGUGCUCCAGCAAGGUCUGUAGACGACGCUUGUGAAUCAAAGGCUACAGGAAGUACCGCAAUGCAACCCCCUGGAGGUGAAAGUGAAGUGCGAGGUGAAGCUGCCGGUGUUAGAUCGAUAUCAUCCACAGGAUCUCUGCCAUUGGAACGGCAAUAUGAGAGUGUUGUACUGAGCAGUAAGUGGGCACAGAGGCGACUCACGCAAGCAAAUUUGGAGAAACUAAGUGACAUCCAGCUGCGGUGCAUUCUGAACGAAUUCAAGCUUCUGGUCACAAUUUCAUCGGAUGAGCUAGUUCGGCAACUGGAGCUGCGUGAUGAUAGUGUCCUAAGAAGAGAGAAACUCCAAGAGGAAGCUGGGAACCUAACACAACAACAGAAGAAACGAACGGAUGAAGAAAGAAGAGAGCUUCUCGCAUUUGGCGCAGAAGUGAAUAGAAAACUCAAGGAUAAGGAUCGCAAACGAUUCCGUCUGUUUUCACGCAAAUCCACAUAGUCACAGUCAAUGUACGAAAACGGUAUUGGGAUAUUUCAUCGGAUCGAUUCCAAUUCCUGUAGUUGAGUCUGUAAGCGGAUGGUGUUUCCAACGGCCAUUCCCCCUUGCUAUACUGUCCUGUAUGGCGUAUCCAGGAUGCUCUGUCAGGUCGUUGUCACCAGAAGAUAGUCUCAGAUUGAUAGUUUGUCUUCCGAACUUAAGCAACGCGUAUCGACAUGCUCAGCGAACCCGCCCGUGUCUCGUCCCAGCUGGUUUUCAGCUGAAAAAACUGAGUUUCUACCGAUAGUGCUCACCUGGCACUACUUUCAACUGUAUACCUUGAAACCUUACUGAUAGAGAAUGCAUGCCGCCUCGCUGUGUUGAAGAGUGGGACUGUUCAGAUAUAGAUUAUAACCCUCCACGCAAUCCAGUGUACGAUUCUCCUAUUAUAUCUUAUAUUGAUUCUCAUAUCCUUACGGUCUAUCAAAUCUAUCACCCCCGGUAAUGAAGAUAUUAGACCUCUAUGCAUUAUCUACCAAUCUACCAUCUACUAAAAUACAUGAUGUACUUCUACUACACAAGAAGAUGAAUGUAUCUUGCUAUUUCAAACCUGGCGAUCAGUCUACCAGUUUUGAACGAGGCCAUGCAUGUGAUGUAUGUGGUAUUUCCAGAAGUUUCCUCUGGCUUUGUUGAA
Sycon ciliatum is the source of this 2807-nucleotide messenger RNA. RefSeq lists its product as uncharacterized. The coding region runs from base 311 to 2134 and encodes 607 amino acids. Lineage: Eukaryota; Metazoa; Porifera; Calcarea; Leucosolenida; Sycettidae. The transcript has 9 exons. Gene Ontology annotation, molecular function: protein binding. The record is from RefSeq and is a predicted model, not a curated record.